Messenger RNA from Momordica charantia (bitter melon), 1234 nucleotides. Its product is annotated as Rab5-interacting family protein. Gene Ontology annotation, biological process: mitochondrial respirasome assembly. Lineage: Eukaryota; Viridiplantae; Streptophyta; Magnoliopsida; Cucurbitales; Cucurbitaceae. The record is from RefSeq and is a predicted model, not a curated record.
AGGAAGUAGCAACCUUAAUUUCUGAUAUACUCGUAGCCGAAAAGAAAACUUCAGGAGACAUUAUUGUUUUGCGGCAGUAUUUGACUGCGAAUGAAUCUUCGAAAUUGAAGUUGCUUCUUCCUCGAUCCAGCCGCGUCUCUCCCCUGGAAACCCUAGGAGCUGCUGAUCUUCGUGUAGUUUUUUUCCCUACUGGAGCAUUUGGUCUGCUCUUUUGCGGGAGUCUAGAUAUAGAUCUAAGCUUACCUCUAGAUUCUUCGAUUUUCUGGUUUGAUUUGUUUAUCCGGUAUGAAGGAAGCGAAACCGGUUAAGUUCAAUCUUCAUCAGCAUCAAGAGCACCAAAACGGUCACUUGGCCCCGUUCAAGCUCGCCAAAUUGUUCGAUUCAGAGGCUUCCUGGGACAAGGACCAAUUAGGAGAUGUCUUGCACUGGAUUCGACAAGCAGUGGCCGUUGUACUCGGACUGCUGUGGGGCUCCAUACCUUUGGUUGGAGGCAUAUGGUUUAUAAUUUUUCUGGUGAUAUCAACCAGCAUUGUGUAUGGAUACUAUGCAAUGAUUUUAAAAGUUGAUGAAGAAGAAUUUGGAGGUCAUGGAGCUCUCCUCCAAGAAGGGCUUUUUGCUUCUAUAACUCUAUUUCUGCUUGCUUGGACUCUCGUAUACAGCUUGGCACACUUCUGAUUGGCGAACAACGAUGUUGCAUCCAUGAAAUCACUUGGUGAAGUUCGAACAAUGAACUUGGUUACACUUGAUGCCCUGCUCGUUUACAAUUGCUUCUAAUUGGUGCCUCAAAUUUUUUUAACAUUUGAUGUUGAACAAAUUGAUUUAGCAGAGCAUGAAAAUUCUAGCAUCUGAUAUAUGGUGAUGGACUAUGGAUGUAAUCCUCUUUAAAAUUGACACCUUCUAUUGGCAUCAGUCAGAUAGCUAGGUUCUUGAGGUUUAAGUUUAGUUGGAACUUAACAAUUUUGUGUACAUUUGAUAUUUUGAUAGGCAUGUCAGAUUUCUCAAUGAUUAUUCUUCUAUGCUGCACUAUCCUAAGAGAAGCCAGCCAGCAGUUUAUCCCUUGGAAAUCUUUGGAGGUGGUAAAAUGACUCUAGCCGCGGUAUAUAACAUUAUUUAUUAGUUCUACUGAAUGGUUUUUAAGCCAAUAAGCUGCGAAAGACUGCUGCUGUUAUAUUACUUGAUUGGAACUUAACAUUAUAAGUAAUAAAAACUAUAGGAAGCUUCUUUCUCUUUCCUU